This is a messenger RNA of Drosophila miranda, 1897 nucleotides long. RefSeq lists its product as uncharacterized. Gene Ontology annotation, cellular component: nuclear envelope. The record is from RefSeq and is a predicted model, not a curated record. Bases 107 to 1162 code for a protein of 351 amino acids. NCBI's taxonomy places the organism in Eukaryota, Metazoa, Arthropoda, Insecta, Diptera, Drosophilidae. The transcript has 2 exons.
AGUUAACACAUUUCAGGGAUUAUAGCAACAAUAGAUCAUUGACUCUACCUGUAAAAUAGCCUAACCUCACAACAAACUUUGAAUCAGUGAAAUCUACAAUUGAAAAAUGUUCAAAAAUCUUUCUGCUAUUUUCCUUUUGGUUUUGAUGCCGAUCCUGGCGCAACAAAAUAGCCUCGGCCAUCAAACACCAACAUUUCCUGUACCUGGAGAGACACACAGCCAGAAGGCACAGAGCCUGAUGCAGCGGUUCACCAACAAGAAUUCCGUCAAAGUGUUUUGUUUGAAAGCGGAGCCAUUUUCCUUUUGGACGAUUUUCAAAAGCAAUUGCUUCCAUUUGGAAAUCGAAGAAGGGGCGGAGUACAGUCAGUACAUGGAGGAGACAGACUAUAAGAUCUACGAGGCCCAUGAGCAGCAACAGGAGUGGGCCGAGGGCAAGGCCAUGGCGGCCAAGGAUAAGUACAUCAAUUUGAGGGCCAAUAAGCCUGUCUGCUAUGGGGUCUACACGGACCACGAGUUCAAACUGACUCUGGAGACCACCAACACCGACAAGUGGCGUGUGACAAAGUUCUGCCUAGGCUUCCUCCUGUGGCGGGCUGCGCCACGCGUCGAGGCCUCUCGCCGUUUGCUGUACGGCCUGGCGGCAUUCCUGGGGUUCCAACUGGGCACCUGGAUAACGAUUUACUAUACUGGACAUCUCCGGCUGGUGCUCGAGGGAUCCCUGUCGAUGGCGUUGCACGAGGUCUUCUACGAGCGGCCCAGCAUGUUGGUUCGGGCUUUCUUUGCCUGCUGGUGUGCCCUCUGUGUGGUCUUCCAGCGGCUAGAUAAUCGCCAUACUGGUCGCAUCAAUCGUUGCAUUCUCAGAGGCAUCGCCUGUUGGUUGAUCUUCAGUGCCUCGGAUCACCAGUCAAUCGGCCUCGUCUGUGUUGUCUGCGUCUUUCUCCAUCCCAUAAUCUGGGCGAUGCUCCGUUCCAAGACUCCGGCUGGGCAGGAAAACGACCAACAGCAGCUUGCCCAGACAUUCUCGGGUAUAAUCCAGACAAGGAUUUCCGCUUCUCAAGGGACUGGACAGGAGCCACUGAUAUAUCACACCAGCGGGGAUUCGAUCGUCUUCAGGGAACGCCUUGCCCCCACCGAUCCCACACCGCCGCCUGCGGUGGACUAAAAAAUGAACCUAAACGCUACACGCGAUCAAUGGUGAUCCUCCCAGAAGGAUCGCCUCUACACCUCUAAACCACAAGAUAUACGCAAGAAAAACGAGGGUAAUCAGCGGGGGAUGAUGGGAGGGGAAAAGCCCAAGCAAACUGAAAGAAAGGAGGCAAAACUGGAGGGAAAUGCAUUUGAUAAUUGAAAAGCAAAGCGCACAAACACACACGAGGCAGGCAGUAGGCAGCACGCAACACGCAGCAGGCAGCAGAAGCACACGUGGAAAACCUACAUCAUUUUCAGAGGAGAAAAACCUUUUCACACAGGGAUAGAGAGAGCGAGAGAGAGAGAGAGAGAGAGGAAAGUGCCCUCAAGGCAGCGGGCGGACAAGGCAGGACACGAGAAAUCGAAUCGGAAGCCAAAGGAUGGAACAUUUCAACAUUUUGCCAUGGAAACACACUUUGGGGGGUGGCGGAGAUGGGGCAGCGGGGGCGUGGCAAGCAAAGUGAUUCGAAAGGCAGCACAAAGUGGAGUCCAAGGAGGGAGCCCACAAACGGAAGCUGGCGUCCUGCCGCCCAAGCCAACGCCAGUCGAAGAAAUAAGCCCUAGGAAUACAGUCCGGGCCAUACAAAAAGCACAGGGAAUCAUCAUAGGGAUAUGAAACAAAGUUUGGCUAAAGAGGGGGCUAAUUUAUGCUCUAGAAUUUUUAUAUUUGAUCAAUAAAGGGAUACAAAUUGGGGGAAAUUCUGCGUUU